GGGAGUCUGGAUUCUGGGUCUGAAGGGAGGAGGCUGAGGGUUCUGAUAUCUGGGACUUGAGGGAGGAGGGGCCGGCAUGGAGUCUGAGGGAGGAGACCCCUGAGUCUGAACGAGGCUGAUGAUCGCUUCUCUGUCCUAUGGGUGCGACGGAGCUGGACGCCCGUUGCAAAGGGGUCAGCUGCCAGCCCAGCCUCUGAGUCCGGCCGAGAUUCUUAGUGUAGAGACUGGGCUGCGACCCUUACAGAGGCACAGACUGCGCGGGGGCAGGGGCUGGCAGGAGGGCCGCUGUAGAUGGCUUUGGCAAAGGGACCGUCCGAGUCCCGCACUCCGCACCCCGCCCCUUACUCCGCAAGCUCCUAGUGGGCGGCCUGCGGAGCGCUUCGGGAGCGGGUUGCGCACACCCGCGGGUGCCGGGAGGGGGCGCCGGCGAGCAGGACUCCGCCCUCGGGGCGGAGCCUCUGGCGUGGGCCCCGCCCCCUGUCGCCCGCCUCCCUUUUCCCGGCUCCGGCUCGGCCUCCAGCUCCCGCCUCGGCUCCCCCUCCCAGAGGCCCCUCCCCGGAGCCGAGCCCACCCAGGGCCCCCGCCGCCGCUCCCCUGCCCAGCCGCCCGGCCCGAACAGCCUCCCCGGGGGGCAGCCCCCCGUCCGCCUGCUUCCCUCCAGCCCAGCCCUGCCAGAUCCCCCACCAUGAAUCUCUUCCGAUUCCUGGGGGACCUCUCCCACCUCCUAGCCAUCAUUCUGCUGCUGCUCAAGAUCUGGAAGUCCCGCUCGUGUGCCGGGAUUUCGGGCAAGAGCCAGGUCCUGUUCGCCGUGGUGUUCACUGCCCGCUACCUGGACCUCUUCACCAACUACAUCUCACUGUACAACACCUGCAUGAAGGUGGUCUACAUCGCCUGCUCCUUCACCACGGUUUGGAUGAUUUACAGCAAGUUCAAAGCUACAUAUGAUGGCAAUCAUGACACGUUCCGGGUGGAGUUCCUCGUUGUCCCCACAGCCGUCCUGGCCUUCCUGGUCAACCACGACUUCACCCCUCUGGAGAUUCUCUGGACCUUCUCGAUCUACCUGGAGUCAGUGGCUAUCCUGCCGCAGCUCUUCAUGGUCAGCAAGACAGGUGAGGCUGAGACCAUCACCAGCCACUACCUGUUCGCGCUGGGUGUCUACCGCACACUCUAUCUCUUCAACUGGAUCUGGCGCUACCACUUCGAGGGCUUCUUUGACCUCAUCGCCAUCGUGGCUGGCCUGGUGCAGACGGUCCUCUACUGCGAUUUCUUCUACCUCUACAUCACCAAAGUCCUAAAGGGGAAGAAGCUGAGCCUCCCCGCUUAGUCCCUGGCCGUCCCAGAGGCAGACCGAGGCCACACAGACAGACCGGCGCCUUCUGCUCCCCGCGCGAUGGUGACUUUUUAAAAAAAAGAACAACCUCUCCCCACGCUCCAUCCCCCCUCCUGCCGGCUUUCAGGGGGUGGUGGAGGACCCACAUCUUGGGGAGCUCAGGACCUGGGCUGUUUGUAGUUUUUUGCCUUUUAGAGAAGAAAAAAAAAGAUCUUUCCACGAUUUAGUUUUUUUCUGACGACUUCUUUUCUCUUCUAGCUCCCCUCCUUGUCCCUCUUUUUAUAAACUGUUUCCGAGUGCCCUGUGAGGUGGGGCUGGGUUGGAGACACCCCUCAACAUACAGUCCCUUCUAUUCCCUCUUGAACCCCCAGCCUCCCAGCCUCAACAAAUUGUCCAGCCCAAAAUCUGCCUGCCUGACCUCCCACCAGGCUGACAGCGAAGCCACCGCACCCCCAAACUUCUGGGCCCCGGAAAGGGAGUUGGGGAGAGUCGGACUCCCCUGAUUUUUCAUAAUAGAUUUUUUUCUCUCUCCAGAGUUUGGGUUCUUUGGUCUACUCCUCUUUUUUUUUUUUUUUGCAAUUUUGGGGGUUGCGGGGCCAGGCACAGGCAGGGGCUGGCCUGAAAGUCCCUGCGGCUUUGCCGCCAUGUUUUUGUACAGAACUGAUGGUUGAUUCUUUGUUCUCUUGAAUAAACCAAGGAAAAUGA
Molecule: messenger RNA, 2035 nt
Organism: Sorex araneus (European shrew)
Lineage: Eukaryota; Metazoa; Chordata; Mammalia; Eulipotyphla; Soricidae
Gene: KDELR1
Product: KDEL endoplasmic reticulum protein retention receptor 1
Exons: 5
Coding region: 119-1324 (401 amino acids)
Biological process (GO): protein retention in ER lumen; endoplasmic reticulum to Golgi vesicle-mediated transport
Cellular component (GO): membrane; cis-Golgi network; endoplasmic reticulum
Molecular function (GO): ER lumen protein retrieval receptor activity
Source: RefSeq, a predicted model, not a curated record